Molecule: messenger RNA, 5720 nt
Organism: Dimorphilus gyrociliatus
Lineage: Eukaryota; Metazoa; Annelida; Polychaeta; Dinophilidae
Source: the annotation of a GenBank genome assembly
ACAGCCUAUCAACAAUUCUAAAUGGCGUUCGGCCUGCUAUAGCAGUAGUUUUUUGUUCACCCUCUACUGAAAAUAGAGAAAUAAAACUGCAAAUAUGAAUUUUUCAAGAAAUUUCUCGACUGGAAUGUCUUAUCUAAGACGUCGCUUUUCAUCAAGCGACUUACAAGAAGACAUUCAGAACGAGGAGGAAGAGCAGCAAAGACAGUCAAGAACUAGCUGGACAACUCAGCCAAAGAAACAUGGCCCUUCUCCGUCAGCGCCUACAAGUCCUAGUCGUAACCAUCCACCGUCAACAUUCGGUAGUGUUACACAAAAGCUUUAUAAUGCAGCUGCAUCGGCCGCAAAUAGGGCUGCAACUGCGGCUAGUACUGCUGCACAGUCUUAUAAUAAGGAACGCUGCAGAACUUUACUUAUAAUAGAUGAUGAACAUACCGACUGGUCGAGAUAUUUUAGAAACAAGAAACUACCAAACGAUUAUGAUAUUAGAGUUGAACAAGCCACAUUUGGAGAAUUGAAUUUAUCUGCUUAUUCGGAUCAAGGAGCAGUUGUUGAUAUUAGAACAACAAGACAAGGUGGAAAAGUCGUUAGGAGUUUUAAACCAGAUUUUGUCCUAAUAAGGCAAUAUGUUAGAGAUGCUCACACAGAUUGGCGAAAUUUAAUCAUCGGUUUAAAUUAUGGUGCAGUGGCUGCUGUUAACUCUUUACAUAGUUGUUACCUAUUCUUGGAUAGGCCUUGGGUGUACUCCAACUUAAUUGAAAUUCAACGGAGAUUAGGAAAGGAACGAUUUCCUCUAAUUGAACAAUCAUAUUAUCCAAAUCAUAGAGAGAUGGUGAGUAAUUUAUGGCUCGUACCACCAAAGUUUCCAUCUGUUGUUAAAAUGGGUCAAGCCCAUGGAGGAGUUGGUAAACUUAAGGUUGACGAUCACCAUCAAUUUCACGAUGCUGCCUCUGUAGCUGCACUAGCUGAUUGCUAUUCAACUGUUGAACCUCUAGUAGAUACGAAAUAUGAUUUAUAUAUCCAGAAAAUUGGUCAAAACUAUAAAGCUUUUAUUAGAAAGUCAAUUUCGGCUAAUUGGAAAGCUAAUACCGGAUCUGCAAUGUUGGAACAGAUACCGGUUAACGAAACUUUUAAACUAUGGGCAGACGAAGUGAGUAAAUUAUUUGGAGGUUUGGAUAUUGUACGUGUUCAAGUUGUUUGCGGUCAAGAUGGAAAACAUCAAAUUAUUGAUAUUCAAGAUAGCGCGAUGCCCCUAUUAGGUGAGAGUCAAGAAGAAGAUCGCCAGCAUAUCGCGCAACUGGUUAUAGCUAAGAUGAGCGCAAUAAGACGAACCAGCUCUAUCUCUACUCCUAUUUCAAAUAUCGUCCAAAAUCGAGAACAGCAACAGCAACAGCAACAGCAACAACAACAACAGCAACAACAACAACAGCAACAACAGAAACCAUUACCUAAUCAAAUGCAAAAGGUUCCUCAGCAACCUCAACAGCAGCAGCAACCCCCGCAGCAACAACAGCAACAGACGUCUCAUCCUCUUCCCAAUGAACACAGAUCGCCAAAUCCCCCUUUGCAGAGAAGCAAUACUCAACCAACCCAAUCUCGAAUGCAAUCUCAACCCCCGCCCCAACCACCUCCUCAACAGCAGCGAGGCCAUCCAAAUCCUCAGAACGCAGGACAGGUUCAAAGAUCGCCUCAUCAACAGCAACAACAAAUGCAUAGAUCUUUAAGCCAAUCGGCCCAACCUCCUCGACAAGGUCAAGGUCCUAACCAAGGUCCGAUUCAUCCUCAAAUGCAACAAAGAGCCGGUGGUCCAAUGCAACAAGGCCGACCGGGAAUAAGAGACGGACAGUAAGUAGAUUAACGAAGUGUAUAAUGUAAACUCUAAGUCUAAAUAUAUCAGUUUAAAAUGUAGAUAAUCAUUGUAAAUAGAGAAAUAGCCCUGAAGUAUUAUCAUAUAUUACUUAGUGAAAUAAACUGAAAAGUCACCUACGUGGCGGAACUAUAAGAAACGAUUCCAAGCAAAUGUCUAUGUAUAUGAUAUCUAUAAUCAUACUUUAUAUAUGCACUCUAUUCGCUCUAUAUACUUUAUAUAUAUACAGUAUAUUACAAUAUUAUAAUUAGACUUUAUCUAACCUUAUUCUUAUUUCUACUAUUUACUUCCUUCGAUUUCUUUCUCCUUCUCUUAUCAAGUACUACUUAUGUUGAUAAUAACAUUUUUAAACAAAAUCACUGUUUUCUCACAAAUUAUAAAAUUUAAUUUUCAGUAAUCAGCCGCCACAACAGAGAGCUGCGCCACCUACAGCAGCAGAAGUAGAAGCAGCCGCAAGAGACAUGGAAGAGUCUGAAGAUGGCGACACCAUGAAAAAUUUACGAAAAACCUUUGCUGGUAUUUUCGGCGACAUGUAAGGUCAUUGAAAUUGCCUUAAAAAGAAAAAAAAAGACAUUAAACGAAGAAAGAAAGAACUGGGAAGAAGAUUAAGUGAAAUUUAAGUAGAAAUAUAGGCAAAACAAAAUAAUUAUAAUAUUAAUAUUAAUAAUGCAUUCUAGAAUUUUAAAUUUUAAAUUUAACUCCUAAUGAAUAAUUAGUUAGAGAAUAGAUUGUUAGGAUAAUUCGUCCAAUUUGUUUGCAGAUGAUUAUUUAAACUGGAAAAAAGAAAAUGUUCUGUAAAGUUAAAAAAAAAGUUGAAUUAGUUAGUAGUAUGUUAUAUAUAUAUAUAUAUAUAUAACAAAAUGGCUGAUAAAUGCAAGGUUAUAUAUCUAUUGUGAAUAUGUCUAUAAAAUUUAAAAAGAAAAGAAAGAGAAGGAAGUAUAAAAUAGAUGAAAGAGAGAAUAAAAUUUGUCUUCUUAUUUCAUUAUAGACUCUUUCUUUACUUUUCUCUUUCUUCUUAAUUUAAUCAAUUAUCAUUGCUAAGAGACAAAAAUUCAAAAAAAACAAUAAAAUAUUUCAAAGCAUCUAAUUAUAAUUUGUUUAAUGAUAUCAUCACAUUCCUCCUAUCUUCUGCAUCUCUCUCUCUCUCUCUCUCUCUCUCUCUCUCUCUUAAAAUUUGCGCUCUCGAAGAUCAAGUUGAAAAUUCUCCUAUCGUUCUGUUCAAGUAGCGAUUGAAUAGCUGGAUAAUUUCCUUUAUUUAUAAAUUGUAUUAUUUUUAUUUUCUUCUCUAAAUACAAUCAAAACAAAAACGAUAGUUAUAGAUCAAUGCUAAUCACUAACAAAGAUACAAAGAGACAUCUUAAAGUUGGCAAUAACAUAUAUUUUUUAUUUCUCUAUCGUCAACGCAGUGUGAUUGAUUUCCGUAAGAAUUAAUGCGACUAAAGUCACUUAUGAUAGUAUAUAAUUUCGUAUCUUGCGUAUAGCUAAUUAGCACCUCAAAAAUACCAUCAGAUGGCGCAACAAGAACAGUUAGUAGUAUUUUAGUAACUUUAGUUUCUUUUGUAGAAAGUUGAACAGCUUUUAAUAUUGAUUUGAGCUUUAAUUUCGAGCAUUUCUUAGUUACGUUAAAAGUCUUUAAUCUUUUAUUCAUCGAUUGAACAAUUAGGUUUGCCCCUGUUUUCGCCAAUGUAGUAUUUUUCGGUAUGAUAACAUUUGUCAUACAUAAACAUUCAACAGGCUUCAAGGGUGCAGUUUUGCAACUUCUCUCUUCUGAUAUUUCAGUAAAAAGUGAUUGUCCGUUGCCUUCUCUUUUCGGUAUUUGACUGUCGUUCCUAUAAGUCAUAUUGUUUAAAUGAAGAAUAUGGAACAUUGUCUGGUACAGAUCGUAUAACGUUGUUAAACGUUUAGUAUUGAUAUUCAAUGCCUCAUAGUACUCUGGGUAGUGUUUUUCAAAGUUUUUCGGUGGAAUAACGUACAUAAAAGGCAUAUGCUGCUCUAAACGUCCAACAUAUGUCUGACGAAAUUCACCAUAUCUAAUACCAUGAUCAGAGAAGAAGAAUACAAAAGAAGUUUCAUGUAGGCCCUUGUCAAUAAUCGUCUUAAAAAAUUGAUAGUAAUCAUUCGAUACAGAUGAAAGCCCAUUAAAAUCGGCGUGAACAUGAUGGCUUUGAUGGAUAUGAGCCCAUAUAGGUGAACCAUUAUUCACUCGAAUAAUAUCAAAAAGAUAAUUAUGAAUAGCUUUAAUACUUGAAGUUUCACCAUAACAUGUAUCGGGUACAGCUUUUUUUCUUAAUCUACCAUUCUCAGCAACCAAUUCAAAUGGCUUAGACCAGUAUUCAAGAGGUUGUUGAUCAAAGCCUUUAACCAUAUAAUUGUAAGUACCAAUUUCUGGUCUAUCCUCUCCAAUAAAUCUUAAAUAGCCUUUCUCACCGAAAUCUUUCCAGAUAAAAUUAAUCUUAUCUAAGUAGCUAUUUGUCUUGAAGUUUUUUACUUGCUCAUAAGGAAAACCAGUCAACAGCCCAAGGAAAUUGCGCAAUGUUGGACCAUCAAUUUUAAGUUGACCUUUCAUUUCGAAAGCAGACAUAUUUUUAGUAAUAAGAUCGACAACAUCUGGCAUGUUCCUCUUUAAGGAAUUCGACGAUAUAGAAUCAAUGGAUAUAAGCAGAAUGUGAGGUUGAUUGUUUACGCUCUGUUUGAUAAGAGGUUCUUUAACCAAAGCUUGAGUAUGGAAGUUUUCGUAUAAAAGCUUUUUAGCUCCUUCGCAUUUUACUUGAAUAAAUUCAUAAUCAAUUUGUUUUCUUUGCUUAUAAUUAAAUUUUUUCCAUUCACCAAUAAUAGGACUAUUCUCAGAACCAGUUUGGCGUUUGAUAGACCUAUAAUAACAUUUCGCCUUCUCUGAAGUUAAUUUUUUAAUCCCUAAAUCGCUUAUUGUUAAGAAUCCAUCAUUAAGGAAUGUACAAUUAUUAAUUAAAUUUCCUUUUAAACAGUUUACUGGAGGUUUUUUUUUAAAGAAAUAUUGAGCUUCAUAACUCCAAAUGGGUACAUAAGUAAUAAUACAACCAGAGGUGUUCAGUUGUAAUUCUGUUGUCAUACUUUUCCUAUUCAAUUCGCUUGUAUAUAUGGAUAUAAAAGAUGCAGAAGGAAAAUUUAUAGAAAGUAACCGAUCGGCCAUUAACAAUAUAAUGGAGCAUAAGGAUAAUACUAAACAAAUUAGAAAGAUUGUCUUUUUACGACUCGUCUGACUUGCGCGUUUUGUUACAAACAUUUUCGUUCAUGUAAGAGCAGCUUCUUUCUGAAAAAAUAAGAAUAUGUUCCAUAAAUUUAGUAAUUUUUUAAUAAACAAACAUCUGUUACUAAACACUCGAACGCCUUCACCGACUCGCAAAUACUACAAUGAGUUUCUGUUAAGCAAUACGUCUAUUUUUUAUAAUAUAAAAAGUGUUCUCUAUGAACCGAUGUAUCAGAAAGUAUUUCACAAAUCAUUUCUCUUCUAAUGUAAAUAUUAAAAAACAACAUCUUGUUGAAACUUAUUGAACAAUCGGAAAAAUGAAGACAUAAACAAACAAGAGAAAUAUGUUUUCUCUUAGGCCUGCAGUCCUACACCUUUUCAUCUAAUUAUAAAAGAGAAUACGGCUUUUAUUCACAAUUGAAGACCAAAUAAACAAAGUCAACUUUAAGGAAUUGUUAUUUAUCCUUUAUACUCUAGUCUCGUAUUUGUGAGUCUGUUAGACAAAAGAUAGCCUCUUUUUCGUAUAACGUGUUUUAAUCAAAUACAAUCUGGUAUAUUAGAAGAAUGGUUGAAUAGUUGAAAAGAGAGCACAAACUUAAAGAAUCUAUUGGUUUUCUUCCGUUUUCCGGA